Molecule: messenger RNA, 564 nt
Organism: Choloepus didactylus (southern two-toed sloth)
Lineage: Eukaryota; Metazoa; Chordata; Mammalia; Pilosa; Megalonychidae
Product: 60S acidic ribosomal protein P1-like
Exons: 2
Coding region: 1-564 (187 amino acids)
Biological process (GO): cytoplasmic translation; translational elongation
Cellular component (GO): ribosome; cytosolic large ribosomal subunit
Molecular function (GO): protein kinase activator activity; structural constituent of ribosome; ribonucleoprotein complex binding
Source: RefSeq, a predicted model, not a curated record
AUGGACAAACAAACUGUGGUAUAUCUGGUAUAUUCCCUCUUGGAACCCAGACACUAUGCUGUGAGGAAGCACAAGCAGCCUGAAAAGGCCAACGAGGAAAGCAACCAAGGCUUCAGCCCACAGCUUCAGUUGGGUUUGCAGCCAACACCUCGCACCAACUCGUCAGUCAUGGGAAUGAACCCUCAUGAAGCAGCCACCUGCCCAACGUUCACAGGCACCACGGCCUCUGUCCCGGAGCUCACUUGCAUCUACUCAGCCCUCACCCUCCACAAUGAUGAGGUCACCAACACGGAGGAUAAGAUCAAGGCCCUCAUUAAAGCAGCUGCUGUAAAUGCUGAAACUUUCUGGCCUGGCUUGUUUGCAAAGGCCUUGGCCAACAUCAACAUCAGGAGCUUCAUCUGCAAUGUAGGGGCUGGGGGACCUGCCCUAGCAGCAGGCACUGCCCCAGUGGGAGAUCCUGCCCCCUCCACUACUGCCACCCUACCUGAGGAGAAGAAAGUGGAAGCAAAUAGAGAAGAAUAUGACGAGUCUAAUGAUGGGAUGGGCUCUGGUCUUUUUCACUAG